Molecule: messenger RNA, 993 nt
Organism: Suillus bovinus
Lineage: Eukaryota; Fungi; Basidiomycota; Agaricomycetes; Boletales; Suillaceae
Product: mitochondrial carrier domain-containing protein
Exons: 9
Coding region: 1-993 (330 amino acids)
Biological process (GO): mitochondrial ATP transmembrane transport; mitochondrial ADP transmembrane transport
Cellular component (GO): mitochondrial inner membrane
Molecular function (GO): ATP:ADP antiporter activity
Source: RefSeq, a predicted model, not a curated record
AUGACCAGCACAAAACCCACCGAUGCCACCGCUUUCUUUGUUGAUUUCAUGAUGGGAGGUACUGCAGCUGCUAUAUCGAAGACUGCAGCCGCUCCCAUUGAACGCAUUAAACUUCUUAUACAGAACCAGGGAGCUAUGAUUGCUUCCGAAAGGCUAGACCGUCCCUACAAGGGCAUCGCUGACUGCUUCAAGCGGACCGUUUCCGAAGAAGGGGCCAUCAGCUUGUGGAGGGGUAAUGGGACGAAUGUGCUCAGAUACUUCCCUACCCAGGCCCUGAAUUUUGCAUUCAAGGACAGCUUCAAACAAAUGUUUGGUUUCAAAAAAUCAGAACAAUUCGGUUUAUGGGUUCUUGGAAACAUCGCCAGUGGAGCAGCUGCUGGAGCAUCUUCCUCUGUCUUCGUGUAUUCACUUGACUACGCCCGCACACGAUUAUCUGCUGACGGCAAGAGUUCCGCUAAAGGAGGCCAACGCCAAUUUUCCGGUUUGAUCGACGUAUACAGGCAGACCCUCCGUUCUGAUGGGGUUGUUGGCUUGUACAGAGGAUUCGUGCCCAGCGUAGUUGGCAUCUGCGUGUAUCGAGGCCUCUACUUUGGAGGGUAUGACACGAUUAGAGACACGUUGCUAGUAGGAAAUUUGCGUGGUAACUUUUUUGCCUCUUUUGCUGUGGGUUGGAUGUGCACGACGGGAGCGGCAUUGGCUGCAUACCCACUUGACACCAUCAGGAGACGGAUGAUGAUGACAUCUGGGGAAAAGGUACAAUACAGGUCCUUUAUUGAGGCCGGAAGGCAUAUCAUGGCCAAAGAGGGUGUAAGGUCGUUGUUCGCUGGGGCAGGCGCAAAUAUCCUUCGUGGUGUGGCCGGCGCGGGUGUGCUAUCUUUGUACGACAAGUAUGGCAUGGCUAUCUUACAUUUACUUGCUAUCUCUAACUCCGAAUGCUUCUAUAGAUUCCAGGAACUCGCUUGGGGAAAGGUGUACCAGGCUGGAUCUAGUUGA